Messenger RNA from Fonticula alba, 2697 nucleotides. RefSeq lists its product as hypothetical. Gene Ontology annotation, cellular component: nucleolus; small-subunit processome. Gene Ontology annotation, biological process: maturation of SSU-rRNA from tricistronic rRNA transcript (SSU-rRNA, 5.8S rRNA, LSU-rRNA). The record is from RefSeq and is a predicted model, not a curated record. Bases 33 to 2636 code for a protein of 867 amino acids. The transcript has 10 exons. Lineage: Eukaryota; Rotosphaerida; Fonticulaceae. Gene Ontology annotation, molecular function: U3 snoRNA binding; rRNA binding.
CCUCGCCCCAUUCUCCUCUCUUUUCCCCGGUCAUGUCCGCCCUCAAGCGUAAGAGGACCUCGGGCAUCGGGUCGAUUGCUGGUCGGGCUGCUGCUGCCGCGGCGGCCGCCGGUGGUACGGCCUCCAGUGGCAACAAGCGGCGCCUUACGCGCGAAGAGCGCGAGGAGCUGGCCGAGUUCGGUGAGAUCCUCCCGGUCCCUGGCGGCGCGGACUCCACUCCCGGAUCCGGCGACCGCCCUGUGCGUGUGCUAGACUUCUCGGCCGAGGCCGAGCACUCCGCCAAGCGCGGCCGCUCUGAUGCCCUCGACGCGGGAGACGAGGAUCUUGACUGGUCGACGCCGGACCAAUUCUCCAGCCUGCUGCGCUCCGCGCGCAAGGCCUCUUCCACCAAGACCGGGCGCCGGUCGAUCCUGGCAUCGGCCGCCCUCAGCAAGAGGGCCACCACGGUGGCCGCCCCAUCGGACACCGCCGACAUCUCCGCAGGGCGCGCGCCGAUGGAUUCACCCCAGUCCAGGGACUCCGGUCUUGGUGUGGUCACUCAGCGCCCGGGGGCCAAGCUCCGACAGCUGAGCGAGUCGCGGCGCUCCACCGCUGCUACCGCCGGCGCUGCCACUUCCGCCACGGCCGAUGAUGGCGAGCAUCUCGACAUCGAGGGGGAUCGCAGCCAGGCCACCUCGGCCGCCGACGUCUCGUCGGACGAGGACGCCGACGAUGUGGUUGUCGGCUCCGACGACGAUGCCGACGCCGACGAAACCGACAGCGAGGAUGAGGACGAGCUCAACUGGUUCGAGCUGCACUUCGGCGAGUCCGUCAGCGAGGAGAUCCCCGACUCGGUGGAGAUGAUCCGGUCGCUGGAGGCCGCCGGUACCCGGUGGCCAUGCACCCAGCUGCCGGCUGUCCCCCAGCUGGCCGAUGACCAGCCCUCGUACACCAGCCUCCUCGGCAAUGUUGCAGUCAGUGACCUGCUCGAGGCACCGGAGACCGAGCAACUUCUCGGCGACCUGAUCGUGGACCCGGCCGUUCCGGCUCCCCUCUCGCAGCUGGGCUACUCCAAGCGCAUGGAGGAUGCCUGGCUGGAGAAGGCCUACUCCGACGCGAGCGACGGCUGCCUCCCGCUGCAUCGAUCUCUGCUGGCCAUCAUGGCACAGUAUCGGGACCUGCUGUUCGACGGGAUGCCGGCGGCCGGGCCGGAUGCGCUGGCCACCCGGCAGGCGGUGUCGCUGCACGCGGUGCACCAUGUGCUGCGCGCGCAGCGGGCCAUCCUCCGGCAUAACCAGAUGCUCGCGCAGCCCGGGGCCCCGAGUGACCUGGACUGCCGGGACCAGGGGUUCACCCGGCCGCGAGUGCUGGUGGUGACCCCCCUCCGCUCGACGGCCCUGGUCUGGCUGGACACCCUGAUGGGCCUGGUGCCGGGGCAGAUGCGCCGGCAGGUGCUCAACCGCAAGGCCACUCGCCGGGGGUACCUGGCGCCGGAGCUCUCCAGCCGCGAGAAGGCCCUGUACCAGCGGAAGCCGGCCGAUUGGCGGGACAUCUUCGGCGGGAACAACGACGAUUGCUUCCGUCUUGGGAUCAAGCUCAACCGGAGCUCGGUGGCCCUCGGCGCGGACGAGUACGAGAGCGACAUCAUCAUCGCCAGUCCGCUGGGCAUCCGCCUGCUGACCGGUACCGAGGGCGAGAAGAAGCGCAAUUACGACUUCCUCAGUUCCGUGGAGAUGGUGGUCGUGGACCAGGCCAACACCAUCGCCAUGCAGAAUUGGGAUCACCUCCUGUCUCUCUUCGAGCAUCUGAAUUUGCAGCCUCGCGAGGCGCGCGACACCGACUUCUCUCGGAUCAAGAACUGGGUCCUGGAUGGCCACUCCAAGUACCUGCGGCAGAACAUCUUCCUGUCAUCGUUCCUCUUCCCGGAGCUCAAUGCGCUCUUCUCGCGCUACUCCCUCAACCACUCGGGCCGCGUUCGCGCCACGCAGCCCGUCCCUCGAGGCACCAUCGGCCGUGUGAUUGCGCCCGUCCAGCAGGUCUUCCACCGGGUGCGUGUCAAGUCCCUGUCGGGGUUGGAUGACGAGCGCUUCGGCUUCCUGGAGGAUGUCAUCCUGGCGCCGAUGCUCCACAAGCACCGGCGCAUCUUGCUGGUGGUCCCCUCGUACUUGGAGUUUGUGCGUGUCCGGCGCAUGCUCAAGGAGCGCAGCAUCAGCUUCGUGGCCGCGCACGAGUACCAGUCUUCCGGCGAGAACAGCCGGGCGCGGUCCUUCUUCCGGGAUGGCCGUGCCGAGCUGCUGGUCUACACCGAGCGUCUGCAUUUCUAUCGCCGUCUCAACAUCAUCGGCGCCAAGCACCUGGUCUUCUAUGCCCCUCCGACCAAUGGCCAGUUCUAUCCGGAGCUGGUGAACAUCCUGUUGAAUCCGAUCCCGGCGGACACGGCUGGCGGCCCUGCGGGCCGGGCGACCGGCGGUUCCGAUGACGAGGAUGGGGCCGGCAGUCGCCGGGCCCCGACGGCCACCCUGGACAACGACGGUGACCGGACCUGCUCGCUGAUCUUCUGCCAACCUUUCGAUGCGCUGGCCCUGGCGCGCAUCGUGGGCGAGGGUCGCGCGCGGAAGAUGCUCACCGGCGAGCAGGACGCUUUCAUGUUCAGCUGAGUACACGCAUCGGCGGGACCGUCAUACACAUAGAGAAAAGGGAGUCCCCCCUCCCCCCCCC